AUGGACGCCGAGUUCGAGCUCGUCACGAAGCCGCCAGCCAACGCGAUGAUCCAGCCCUCGCAAAUGUACGAAGUGACGGUGGUUGGACUCGAGGUGCAAGUGCCCCGCACCAACUCCUACAUUCUCCACCCGUGCGACCUACGCGUCUCGAUCACGCAUCACCUUCCCACCAAGGAAAAGAAGGUUUCGUUCGACAUUGAGGUGAGCGCGCAGGAGCUGAUCUCCCGGUUCGGCAAUAGCCAUCUAGUGGCCCUCUCACAACUUCGCUCACUCGCCGCCGCGUUCGCAAGUGCCACGGAUAAAACGCCAACCGUUGCCCCGCCUACGGUAGGGCAGGGUGACAUUGACCAUACCAAUUGCGGCAAAGCGGCUCAUCCGUCCGCCAUCCCGCACCAGUGGCUGCUGAUCCACAGCCUCAAGAUGGCGUCCGAGCGAAACCGCCGGCCCACCGCCUAUGAGGUCACCUUCUCCGACGACCAGUCGCCCACGGUUCUCUGA
This is a messenger RNA of Acanthamoeba castellanii str. Neff, 498 nucleotides long. RefSeq lists its product as uncharacterized. NCBI's taxonomy places the organism in Eukaryota, Discosea, Longamoebia, Acanthamoebidae. The coding region runs from base 1 to 498 and encodes 165 amino acids. The record is from RefSeq and is a predicted model, not a curated record. The transcript is spliced from 5 exons.